AUGACCCACCAAUGCACCAAGUUCUCCGGCCACUGGAAGAUGAUCGUGUUCGAUGAGGAGUGCUUCCAGGGCCGCCGCCACGAGUUCACGUCCGAGUGCAGCAACGUCAUGGAGUUUGGGUUCGAGAGCGUGCGCUCCUUGAGGGUCGAGAGCGGCGCCUGGGUGGGCUAUGAACACGCCGCCUACCAAGGGCAGCAGUUUGUGCUGGAGAGGGGCGACUACCCCCAGUGCGACGCCUUCGGAGGCAGCAACGCGUACCACGUUGAGAGGCUCACCUCCUUCAGGCCCAUCUCCUGCGCCAACCACAGGGAGUGUCGCAUGACCAUCUUCGAGAAGGAGAACUUCCUGGGCUGCAAGGGCGAGAUCAGCGAUGACUACCCCUCCCUGCAGGCCAUGGGCUGGGGCAACAAUGAAGUGGGUUCCCUGCGCGUCCACGCGGGGGCCUUCGUGUGCUACCAGUACCCCGGAUACCGCGGUUACCAGUACAUCAUGGAGUGCGACCGCCACUGCGGGGACUACAAGCACUUCAGAGAGUUCGGCUCCCACUCCCAGACCCCCCAGAUCCAGUCCAUCCGUCGUAUCCAGCAGUAG
Messenger RNA from Scleropages formosus (Asian bonytongue), 591 nucleotides. It is a transcript of the gene cryba4, whose product is annotated as crystallin, beta A4. Gene Ontology annotation, biological process: lens development in camera-type eye; visual perception. Gene Ontology annotation, molecular function: structural constituent of eye lens. The coding region runs from base 1 to 591 and encodes 196 amino acids. Lineage: Eukaryota; Metazoa; Chordata; Actinopteri; Osteoglossiformes; Osteoglossidae. The record is from RefSeq and is a predicted model, not a curated record. The transcript is spliced from 5 exons.